This is a messenger RNA of Coniophora puteana RWD-64-598 SS2, 1739 nucleotides long. RefSeq names its product Zn-dependent exopeptidase. Bases 279 to 1562 code for a protein of 427 amino acids. Lineage: Eukaryota; Fungi; Basidiomycota; Agaricomycetes; Boletales; Coniophoraceae. The transcript has 7 exons. Gene Ontology annotation, biological process: proteolysis. The record is from RefSeq and is a predicted model, not a curated record. Gene Ontology annotation, molecular function: metalloexopeptidase activity.
CGAUCUUCAUUCACAUACCGCAGCAGUGGCAGGCUGACCAUAUCAAAAGCAAACGAUGCAUGAUGAAGGCUCGAGGAAAGGAUUUAGCACACUGAGAGGUCGAGCAUCGGCAUUAUCCGGCGAUUCCUUCUCUCUCCCAUCUCGUCGGGCACCACGGUACCGGAGCGUGCACACCUGAUCAUGGAGUCAUUUCCCUUUGCUCUGCGACCUCGUCGCGAUCUGACGUUUCUUGUGGAACUCCGCUUGCAUAGUAGCAUCCAGGAUCCACCACCCUAAGUAUGCUAAUCACCCAGUUCUUUCUGCCCUUGCUCGUCUCUGGAGCUCUCAGCUCGCUCGCUUUCGCUGCUCAGCCCACGCAGAAUCCGUUCGUAGCUGAAUCAGAAGCCUAUGGCGUCAAGGACCAAGCAGAUCUUGAUUACCUUUUGCUUGACAACGACGGCUUUAAGCGAGCCAUGCAAGAGGUGGAUCCCGCGUAUGCUGCUGUGCUCGACGAACCGCGUCUGGUCGAGGUGUUCGGGUCGGAGAGGCGGUGGAUGACCGAAGGAGACAAGCUCAGGCUGAAGCAGCAGGGUUUCUCGUUCUUUGAUUUGACGAACUUUGAGGAGUACGAGGUCAAGCAGUCGGUCGCGAGUGGGGAUAUACCCUGGCCCGAAGUACACAUGCAGUCCGCGGUGCACGACGUCAUUCAGAGCCUCAGCCUCGCGUCGAUGAAGGCCAGCCUUGAGGUGUUCACCUCGUUCUACAACCGCUUCUACCGCUCCGACUACGGCGUGCGCAGCUCACGCUGGCUGUUCAACCGACUUCUCGAGAUCAUCGCCUCCGCCCCACCCUCCGCCCGCCUCUCCCUCGAAACAUUCACACACUCCUUCCCCCAACCCACGCUCAUCGCGCGCUUCGAGCCCGCCGGCGGACGCACCGCCUCCCCGCACCCGCCCGCGGACGCCCUGCCGAUCGUGAUCCUCGGCGCGCACCAGGACUCGGCGAACUACGCGUUCCCGCACCUGCGCGCGCCCGGCGCGGACGACGACGGCUCGGGCGCGGUCGUCCUGCUCGAAGCGUUUGCGGCGCUUGUGGGGGCGGGGUUCACGCCGGCGGGCGCGGUUGAGUUUCAUUGGUAUGCGGCGGAGGAGGGCGGGUUGUUGGGCAGUCAGGAGGUUGUGAGGGAGUAUGUGGGGGCGGGGAGGAGGGUGGGCGCGAUGGUUCAGUUUGACGGCGUUGCGUGGGUGCUCCCCGGCUCGACGCCGACGGUGACGCUGAUCAACACGGAAGUCGACGCGUCGCUGACGAACUGGACGAUCGGUCUCGCGAGCACGUAUUGCGCGCGUCCGGCAAAGGAGGGAAAACUCAAGCCUCGUCAGGGAUCCGACCACAUGGCGUGGCACCGCGCGGGCUUCCCGGCCGUGUACGCAGCGGAGGGCGAUCCUCGUGUCGGAGAGCAGAACCCGUGGGACCACACGGUGGACGACAGGUGGGACGUGCCCGAGUUUUCAUUUGACCACGCGAUGGAAUUUGCGAAGCUGGCCGUCGCGUUUGCGGUUGAGCUCGGUGGGUGGGUGGUAUGAGAUGCGCAAGAUACAUACAGCAAUGUCUUGUAGUGUACAUGUCAGUUCACACAGCAGUGGCGACAUUGGGGUGAUUGCAGAGUUUUCAUAAUAUAGGCUGAAAACGCGGGAAUCAUUAUUUCCAUGUUAUAAUGUUACGUAGCACAACUGCGCCGUGAUAAUAUAGAGGAGCGAAGC